CAAUAUUUCGGUAAACCAUGUAAAUUCUGGAAUCUUCUGCACGCUGAUGAAUUUGAGUAGCCGAAAAUAAUCCACCGGCAUCAGCUUCGUAAACUACAUCUGAAAGUAUUUUUCUGCCAUUAUGGCUGGCACGGGUUCCAUUGCGUUUGAUGAAUAUGGUCGUCCAUUUAUCAUUGUUCGCGAUCAGGAAAAUAAGACCCGUUUAACAGGCAUUGAGGCCCACAAGAGUCACAUUCUUGCUGCCAAAUCAAUAGCCAAUGUUUUGAAGACAAGUCUGGGCCCCAAGGGUCUGGAUAAGAUGCUUGUAGGACCUGAUGGAGACUUAACAAUCACAAAUGAUGGAGCUACAAUUCUUAGUCAGAUGGAUGUCGAACAUCAGAUUGCAAAGCUAAUGGUCCAGUUAUCACGAUCACAAGAUGAUGAAAUAGGUGACGGUACAACAGGAGUUGUAGUUUUAGCUGGUGCUUUGUUAGAACAAGCUGAACAGUUGCUAGAUCGAGGAAUUCAUCCAAUCAGAAUAGCUGAUGGAUAUGAAAUUGCAGCUAAAGUUGCUGUAGAAACAUUAGAUAAAAUUAGUGAAAGAUUUGAGGUGGAUUUAAAGAAACCAGAACCUUUAAUCAGAUUAGCUAUGACAACCUUGGGAUCUAAAAUUAUUAAUCGUUGUCAUCGUCAGAUGGCUGAAAUAGCUGUUAAUGCUAUUCUAGCUGUGGCUGAUUUAGAUCGUAAGGAUGUUGAUUUUGAACUGAUCAAAGUAGAAGGCAAAGUUGGAGGGAAGUUAGAAGAUACAAUGUUAGUUAAAGGUGUUGUUAUUGACAAAGAUAUGAGUCAUCCACAGAUGCCUAAAGUUGUUAAAGAUGCUAAAAUGGCUAUCCUCACCUGUCCAUUUGAACCCCCUAAACCUAAAACUAAACACAAGUUAGACGUCACAUCAGUAGAAGAUUAUCAUAAACUGAGAGAAUAUGAAAUCAGCAAGUUUGAAAGUAUGGUUCAAUCGGUGAAGGAUAAGGGAGCUAACUUAGUUAUAUGUCAAUGGGGUUUUGACGAUGAGGCCAAUCAUUUAUUAUUACAAAAACAAUUACCUGCUGUACGGUGGGUUGGUGGUCCUGAAAUAGAGUUGAUUGCCAUAGCAACAGGAGGUCGCAUUGUACCAAGAUUUGAAGAAUUAACUCCAGAGAAAUUAGGUCAUGCUGGUAUUGUUAGAGAAUUAACAUUCGGUACAACAAAAGAACGAAUGUUGGUUAUAGAAGAAUGUAAAAAUUCUAGAGCUGUAACAAUCUUCAUCAGAGGUGGAAAUAAAAUGAUUGUUGAAGAAGCUAAAAGAAGUUUACAUGAUGCUUUGUGUGUUAUCCGUAAUUUAGUUCGUGAUGAUCGGGUUGUGUUUGGUGGAGGGGCACCUGAAAUUGCCUGUUCAUUGGCUGUAGCUUCUGCAGCUGACGAGAUUUCAACCUUAGAACAGUAUGCUGUCCGUUCAUUCUCCGAAGCCUUGGAAAGUAUUCCUUUAGCUCUAGCUGAAAAUAGUGGACAUGCACCUAUUCACACUUUGGCCGAGGUGAAGUCUCGUCAUGUGAAAGAGAAGAAUCCUAGACUUGGUAUUGACUGUCUACACCGAGGAUCAAACGACAUGAAGGAACAACAUGUUAUCGAGACACUGAUGGCUAAAAAACAACAACUUUUACUAGCUACACAAUUAGUUCGUAUGAUCCUGAAAAUCGAUGAUGUCAGAGUACCUAGUGAUGGCUUCUAGUGCUAGCAUUUAUUUAAUUUAUAUUUAAUUUGUACUAUUUUCAUCUCCAGUGCUACUUUGUAUAUGUAAAUUUCAUUUAUAAUUCAUGUAAAAGAAAAAAAAAAUACCCAAACAUUUUCUAUGUAAAAUUUAAAAAAAAUCAAAAACGGUUUGUCUUUCA
This is a messenger RNA of Patella vulgata (common limpet), 1904 nucleotides long. Its product is annotated as T-complex protein 1 subunit epsilon. Bases 122 to 1744 code for a protein of 540 amino acids. The record is from RefSeq and is a predicted model, not a curated record. Gene Ontology annotation, molecular function: ATP hydrolysis activity; ATP-dependent protein folding chaperone; ATP binding. NCBI's taxonomy places the organism in Eukaryota, Metazoa, Mollusca, Gastropoda, Patellidae. Gene Ontology annotation, biological process: protein folding. The transcript is spliced from 10 exons. Gene Ontology annotation, cellular component: chaperonin-containing T-complex.